Molecule: messenger RNA, 954 nt
Organism: Caenorhabditis remanei
Lineage: Eukaryota; Metazoa; Nematoda; Chromadorea; Rhabditida; Rhabditidae
Exons: 5
Coding region: 1-954 (317 amino acids)
Cellular component (GO): membrane
Source: RefSeq, a predicted model, not a curated record
AUGGCCCCUCCAAAACAACUCGGUGCUUUGUCAAAUGACAUCACUCUCGGAGUUUAUAUCUUCAUUUUGACUUUUCAAGGUCUAUGUGCGACUAUUAAUGGGUACAUACUGUACCUUUUCGCAGUAAGAAGAGAUCUACGAAAAAACAUGCACAUGAGACUCGUAAUUUUCCUAUCUCUCGGAGACUUCCUUCUGGCUAUUGGAGAACUUCCGUAUAUCAUCUAUAUGACUAUAAACUGGAGCCAUAAAGAAAUAGACUACGAUCCAUUGUAUAUAAUGAUUACUGCGCAACCAUUGCCACUACAAUUGAAAGUUUCAGCAACGAUUACUGUAGGAAUAGCGUUGGGAAGGAACAUUGCACUUUUCUUCCCUUCAAUAUACCGAAAAAUGGAUCAAGGAGACUUCUCGAAUGGUGUUAUUCUCAUGGCUGUCUUUUUGGCUCUUUUCGAUGAUUUUCUCUAUUGGUAUACUACAAAACUAGAGCAUCAUUUGAAUUGUGGAACUAUUGGGUGUUUUGUAAGCGACGAAUUCCGAUAUUAUUGGGGAAUCUCAAAUAUGAUUCUUGGUUUAAUGGCAGUGGUACUAUCUAUCACAAUAUUCUUGAAACUUCGCCUAGUAUCAAAAGCAAAGGACUCAGUGAGCACUCAGCAAGGGACUAAUAGAUACGCAAAGGCUAACAGAACGUCGACUGGAAUUCUAAUGUCAUCUUUAUUGUUUCUGACAGUCCCGAGUGUUUGUGUUGGAGUGGUUGAGCUGACCGGUUUCUCGAUUUUCAAGUUAAUCGGACCAUUUUAUUCUGCCUGCCUGUUGGUUAGUGGUUGUUGCAAUGGUAUCAUUUUCAUUGCAAGCAACUGGGAUAACGUAAAACCGAAAAAGAAGCAAUCUUCUUCGAUUUUAGUGCACAAACCAUCUACAGGACUCUCGGUGGCAAACUCGGGUGGAGGAUGGCAGUAA